Messenger RNA from Ananas comosus (pineapple), 969 nucleotides. Its product is annotated as ent-cassadiene C11-alpha-hydroxylase 1-like. The coding region runs from base 370 to 969 and encodes 199 amino acids. NCBI's taxonomy places the organism in Eukaryota, Viridiplantae, Streptophyta, Magnoliopsida, Poales, Bromeliaceae. The transcript has a single exon. The record is from RefSeq and is a predicted model, not a curated record. Gene Ontology annotation, molecular function: oxidoreductase activity, acting on paired donors, with incorporation or reduction of molecular oxygen; monooxygenase activity; iron ion binding.
AAAAUAUUUUCUACUAUUUUUUAAAUAUGUUAGAAAUUUAAUUUGGAUUUAAUUCGAGAUAAAUUAAGUGACACUAGAAGCAGAAAUAUUUUUAAAUAACUAAAAAAAUAUAAAAAGAUAGAUUUGAAAUAAAAAAUAAAAAUAAAAAAUAUAUUUUAGAUGCUUUGAAAGAUAUAUAUAGGCAAUUAAACCAACAAAAAAAGUAGGCUGGAAAGUCAGGAAAAAUAUCAGUACCUUUUGGAGUUUCAGUUUUUGUAGUUUAGUUUCCCGCCUCGGCAGAAACUCUUAAUUUUUUUUCCUGAGCAUGCAUUGACAUAGGACUUCUUUGGGGCGGGGAGCGACACCAGCUCGAACACGGUGGAGUGGGCGAUGGCGGAGCUGCUCCACAACCCUGCGGUCCUCGCGAAGGCGCGCGCCGAGAUACAGGAGACUUUGGGACCGAAGGAGGAACUCGAGGAAUCCGACGUCGCGCGGCUCCCGUUCCUUCAAGCGGUGGUGAAGGAGACGAUGCGGCUGCACCCGGCGGGACCGCUGAUGCUCCCGCAUAAACCGUCCGAGACGGAGCAGGAAGUCGGGUUCCUGGAGGUGGCGGGGUUCGCGGUGCCGAGCGAGGCGCGGGUGAUGGUGAAUGCGUGGGCGAUCGGGCGGGACCCGGAGGUGUGGGCGGAGGCGGAGGAGUUCCGGCCGGAGCGGUUCCUGGGGGGGCGGGAGGUGGACUUCCGGGGGAAGGACUUGGAGUUUCUGCCGUUCGGCUCCGGCCGGCGGGCGUGCCCCGGGAUGCCGCUCGCCGUGCGGGUGGUGCCGCUCAUGCUCGGCUCCAUCCUCCACGCAUUCGAUUGGCGGCUGCCGUGCGGGAUGCACCCCGUCAACGUCGACCUCUCUGAUAAGUUCGCCGCCACGCUCAUGCUCGCCGUCCCCCUAACGGCCGUCCCCGUGCCGUCGGUGCCGCCCAGAGAACAAUUUGAUUGA